GGCCCAGGUCGGGCUCCGGAUGCACCCACUCUCAUAUCGCUGUAGCAACAACAACAACCGUGCACGAAUCAACAUCACCUUAAAGUAGGCUGCGAAGCCGACUUUUUUCUUCUUUCCUUUACCAUACUCCCAACCCACAAACCAUACCUCUUAUCAUCCAUUCUACCGCUCAUAACCUCAUCAAAUCACUACAACCUUACAAGUUUAACAACUACAUUGGUUAACAAGCGAAAAGAUACUAAUCAAUAACACAUAGAGCAAAGAAGAAAAUCAUACUUGUAAAUCCGAGCAUCUACAUAUUCGAGAGCCUGAUUUUAAUCACUCCAACAGAUUCCACCGCACACAUGGCUAGUCCGGCCGUGCUCACUCCUAUAAAGAACCGAAAUGGCAUCUUUUCCACCCGUACCGCUGGCGGUCGGAUGCCUCUCACCCCGUCACCUCGCACACCAAGCCGCCAAGUUCGCGAUGUAGAUGCACAAGAAGGUUCAAUUCACGGUAACAACAACCUGAUGUCACGAUUCCAACGCUCGGUUUCGAAGCAGACGCGCGACUCUCCCAAGUCAAACAUUGCUCGUCAGGCAAACUCACCGCGCCGGCUGGAAUUAGGGGUCUCCGAUUGGACAUUAACAGGCACAUCUGCUGCCACCUCGAAGCAAACACCAUCCAAGAAGAGAGAGGUUCUUGCUCGUGCUCGAAGUGGAAAGACAACCACCCGCAUUGCAUACAACGCUGCUGAUAGAUUCAUCCCUAACCGGACGGCGAGUGAGGCUAUCUGCAACGUUGGUACCGGAAAGCUGGAGACCGACCAGCAAUCGAGACCAAAAUCCAGUUCCAACGCUGAGGGUUCUUCAGUCCUCGCCAGCGCUGCUAGUGCUUUUGAUGUCGGACGUGGUGCUGAAGAAGCUGCUACACUGUCACUCGAGGGCCUCAGCCUGGGAGACGAUGAGGACGAGAAGUCGUAUGUCAAGCCCGGCCCAGAUACUGUGGCAUACCAGUCAUCGAUAGCCUCAGCCUGUGGUGUGAGCCUCAACACUCGCAUUCUGGCUUUCAAGCCAGCACCUCCAGAGUCUUCCAAGCCCAUCGACUUGCGAUCACAGUAUAACAGACCUCUCAAGCCUGCGGCUGGCGUAUCAGCCCAAUUUAGACGCCGAGUGGCAACUGCACCGGAGCGUGUACUUGAUGCACCAGGUCUUGUUGACGACUACUACCUCAAUCUUUUAGACUGGUCUUCGGGCAACCAAGUUGCCAUUGGCCUGGAGCGCAAUGUGUACGUCUGGUCGGCUGACUCUGGAUCUGUUGUUCCUCUUCUAGAAUGCAACGCUGAUACAUACAUCUCGUCCGUGAAAUGGAGCGGUGACGGUGCUUACGUUGGUGUCGGCCUCGGAUCGGGUGAAGUUCAGAUUUGGGAUGUCGAAGAAGGCACUAAAUUGAGAAGCAUGUACGGCCAUGACACACGCGUUGGUGUCAUGGGAUGGAACAAACACAUCCUUUCCACUGGUGCACGUUCAGGACUCGUCUACAAUCACGAUGUUCGCAUCGCCCAGCACAAGGUUGCUGAACUUGUGUCACACACCGGAGAGGUCUGUGGUCUCGAGUGGCGCUCGGACGGCUCCCAACUGGCUACUGGUGCCAACGACAACCUUGUCAGCAUUUGGGACGCUCGAUCGCUCUCUGCCCCCAAGUUCACCAAAACCAACCAUCGCGCGGCUGUCAAGGCUCUUGCAUGGUGCCCCUGGCAAUCAAACCUUCUGGCAACAGGAGGCGGUGCCCACGACCGACACAUUCACUUCUGGAACACGACUACUGGUGCUCGCACAAACUCUAUUGAUACUGGCUCGCAAGUUACCAGCCUAAGAUGGAGCACUGGAUACAAAGAAAUUGUCAGCAGCGGUGGCUUUCCCGAUAACAGCCUUAGCAUCUGGAGCUGGCCCAGUCUCGUCAAGAACGUCGAAAUUCCCGCCCACGAAAGCAGAGUCCUCCACUCAUGCCUGAGCCCAGACGGUCAGAUGCUUGCAACUGCGGCCGCAGAUGAGUCGCUCAAAUUCUGGAAGAUCUUUGAGAAGAAGCCUGGCGCCGCUACCACAUCCCGGGACGCUGGUGCAUCUUCAAAGGCCAGCAUGGUGAAGCAGAUGACCAUUCGGUAACAAGCUCUCCAUUGAGUACGGAUUUUGCGUUUCGGCGACAAGAGAGAUAAAACGAAGACGUCUUUGGAGACACGGUGGACGACAAGCUAACUAACGCACGCUGGAUGCAGCUGCAACUAACACUACUAACAACACAGGCACGCACAAGUGUUGUAGAACUAGUACUAUCGACACUAGCUGUCGGUAUGACUGGGUAUACUCAUCACAUGCAUGGGUCUACGGACGACAUCACAAACGUCAUUUCUUUUGAGGUCGGGCUGGAGUCUUCCCCGCGGAUUAGGGAGGUAUGGUCCUCUGGGUACGG
Pseudovirgaria hyperparasitica is the source of this 2448-nucleotide messenger RNA. Its product is annotated as WD domain-containing protein. The record is from RefSeq and is a predicted model, not a curated record. Gene Ontology annotation, cellular component: anaphase-promoting complex. Bases 345 to 2144 code for a protein of 599 amino acids. NCBI's taxonomy places the organism in Eukaryota, Fungi, Ascomycota, Dothideomycetes, Acrospermales, Acrospermaceae. The transcript has a single exon. Gene Ontology annotation, biological process: anaphase-promoting complex-dependent catabolic process; positive regulation of ubiquitin protein ligase activity; positive regulation of anaphase-promoting complex-dependent catabolic process. Gene Ontology annotation, molecular function: anaphase-promoting complex binding; ubiquitin ligase activator activity; protein binding.